AUGGACAACGCCGAAUCUCCUACAGCGAUGUUUGACGCGUACGAGCUGGAUUUUCGGCACAUCAUCAGUAGCAUCUCGGCGAAGCUCGAGGGGCCCGCUGCGAACGGUGCGCAGGUCGGCGAGCAGCGCAAGGCGGCACUUAGGAAAGUCGAGGUUGAGCUGGACGAAGCAGACGAUAUAAUAUCCCAACUCGAGAUCGAAAUCCAAGGGAUCCCCCAAUCCCUCAAACCGCCCUUCCAAGCCCGACUCAAAGCCGCCAAAGCCGACCUGACACGCUACAAGCGGCUCUCAAAGGAGCAACAUGCGCACGCAGCACGCGGCGAGCUUCUCUCGCGGUCCUCCCCGGGCCCUGGAAGGUACACGGACGCAGCGACGUCGGAUGACCCGUACGGCGAGCGUGCGCGGCUCUUGCAGGGCACAGAGACGCUGGACGAAGGUAGCCGGAGGAUCAAGAGCAGUACGGGUGUUGCGCUUGAGACGGAGGCGUAUGGUGCGGAUAUUUUGAGGAGCUUGAGGGGGCAGAGGGAGCAGAUUGAGAAUUCGCGGAAUUUGCUUGGUACAGCGGACACCAAUAUCGAGAGGGCCUCGGGGACAUUGAAGAAGAUGAUCAGGCAAAUGUACAAGCAGCGUGUCCUGCUCAGCGUGAUCGGCGUAUUCUUCAUCAUACUUGUGUUGGUCAUCCUGUAUUUCAAGAUUUUCAGGCAUUGA
Messenger RNA from Psilocybe cubensis, 708 nucleotides. RefSeq lists its product as uncharacterized. Gene Ontology annotation, biological process: Golgi to vacuole transport; macroautophagy; vesicle fusion with Golgi apparatus. Gene Ontology annotation, cellular component: endoplasmic reticulum membrane; Golgi apparatus; SNARE complex. The transcript has 5 exons. Bases 1 to 708 code for a protein of 235 amino acids. Gene Ontology annotation, molecular function: SNAP receptor activity; SNARE binding. NCBI's taxonomy places the organism in Eukaryota, Fungi, Basidiomycota, Agaricomycetes, Agaricales, Agrocybaceae. The record is from RefSeq and is a predicted model, not a curated record.